This is a messenger RNA of Lonchura striata (white-rumped munia), 1393 nucleotides long. The record is from RefSeq and is a predicted model, not a curated record. NCBI's taxonomy places the organism in Eukaryota, Metazoa, Chordata, Aves, Passeriformes, Estrildidae.
CCAGCCCGGCCCGCGGCCAGGGUGUAAAGUUACCCUCGACCUUCCCGGGGGGCACGGCCAGCCCCCAAAAUGGAGCAGAAAUCACCCAAAAUCCCAGCCUGCGUGCCUCAGUUUACCAACUGCCCCACCAUGGUGAUCCUGGUGGGUUUACCCGCCCGGGGCAAAACCUACAUCUCCCGCAAACUCACCCGCUACCUCAACUGGAUCGGCACCCCGACUCGCGUGUUCAACGUGGGGGAAUACCGCAGGGAAGCCGUGCCCAACUACAAAAAUUACGAAUUUUUCCGCCACGAUAACCCCGAGGGGGUGGAAAUCCGCAGGCAUUGCGCUCUGGCCGCCCUCAAGGAUGUCCGCGCUUACCUGAGCUCCGGGGAGGGGCAGGUGGCGGUCCUGUUCGUGGAGUCCAUCUGUGACGACCCCACCAUCAUCGAGGAGAACAUCAAGCAAGUGAAGCUGAGCAGCCCCGACUACAAGGGCCGCGGGCAGGACGAGGCCGUGGCCGAUUUCCUGAAGCGCAUCGAGUGCUACAAGGCCACCUACGAACCCCUGGACGACGAGCUGGACAGCGGGCUGUCCUACAUCAAGAUCUUCGACGUGGGCGUGCGGUACCUGGCGAACCGCGUGCAGGGCCACGUGCAGAGCCGCACCGUCUACUACCUGAUGAACAUCCACGUCACGCCCCGCACCAUCUACCUGAGCCGCCACGGCGAGAGCCUGCUCAACCUGCAGGGCCGCAUCGGAGGAGACGCGGGGCUGUCCCCUCGUGGGCAGCAGGCGCUGGCGCGCUUCAUCCGCAGCCAGGACCUCCGCGAGCUGAAGGUGUGGACCAGCCACAUGAGGAGAACCAUCGAGACGGCCGAGGCGCUGGGCGUGCCCUACGAGCAGUGGAAGGCCCUCAACGAGAUCGACGCCGGGGUCUGCGAGGAGAUGACCUACGAGGAGAUCCAGGAGAGGUACCCCAAGGAGCUGGCGCUGAGGGACCAGGACAAAUAUCGCUACCGCUACCCCAAGGGCGAGUCCUACGAGGACCUGGUGCAGCGGCUGGAGCCGGUCAUCAUGGAGCUGGAGCGGCAGGAGAACGUUCUGGUCGUCUGCCACCAGGCUGUGAUGCGCUGCCUGCUGGCCUACUUCCUGGACAAGAGCGCAGAUGAGCUGCCCUACCUCAAGUGCCCCCUGCACACGGUGCUGAAGCUGACGCCCGUGGCCUACGGGUGUGAGGUCGAGCCCGUCUUCCUCAACAUCGAGGCAGUGAACACCCACCGGGCACGACCCCAGAACGUCGACAUCAACCGCACCGCAGCCGAUGCCCUCAACACCGUCCCCGAGCACUUCUGAGGGGUCCCUUGGGGGAAAAGGGGAGCCCCCACCCCAAAAUUAAACCUUGGACAACCAA